Molecule: messenger RNA, 720 nt
Organism: Emiliania huxleyi CCMP1516
Lineage: Eukaryota; Haptophyta; Isochrysidales; Noelaerhabdaceae
Exons: 1
Source: RefSeq, a predicted model, not a curated record
UCCCAGCGCCGCCCAUCGGUCAGCCCUCAGAUCGAUCGAUCGGCGCUCAAAGUCGCUUCAGAUCCGAGAAAGCUGCUGGCGCCGCUGCCGAUCCCAGCCGCGACGCCAGCAGCUUCCUCUGCUCUCCAAUGCGCCGAGAAGCGACGCGGCGGUGCUCGGCUCGCCAUGCACGAUGACGGCUCCGCUGGGUGCUCGUCGGCCGGUCCGGUGGCACCCUAUUCGCGCGUCACCUGCCGGCGUCCCGACGACAGCCUCGCGCCGCCGCUGAUGGAGGGGCGGUCGGCGCCACUGCCGCCGCGCCGCCGGUGGGAGAGGCACUGGUGGUGGCCUGGGCGGCCCUCCGCCGCCGCUCGGCGCGCCCGGGCAGCGGUGGCAGCCUGCGCCGCCCCCGCUUCGAGCGGGCGCCCCCGCUUCGAGCGGGCGCCCCCCCGCUUCCAGCGGGCGCCCGGGACGGGUUCCCCGCUUCGAGCGGGGAGAUGCGGCCUGGGAUUCGCUUUCUGAAAUGUCUGCCUCCAAAGGGGAAACGACUAACCUGAUCUCAGAAUCACUCCGGCAGCCUCCCCGCCUGCGUGACCAGGGCCGGUUUGGCAGCGGUUUGGGCUGUGUGUGGGCUGGUCGCGGUAGGGGAUAUAGUGCUUGUUUAUGGUCCCACUCACUACUCCCGGCCAACGGGGCCUCGCGGGGCGUCCUCGUUUGCAGUAAAAGGCCUCUGCCAUCGCU